UGAUAAAAACAAUUUUAGAAAGGGGGAUGACAAAAGUACUUAAUUGGUCUCAAUCUCUUCAUUCUGAAGCCACUAGAUUUUGAGUUGAAAACUGAAAGACUUCGUGUUCACUUUCCCAACAUCUUGAAGUAUUCUACUGCAUCAUCUUCUAAAAGUUCAUCCAUAAGCACAGAAAACCACCUUACAAAAAAUCCAAUACAUGAAUACAAAACCCACCUAAAUUUAAAGCACAAACAAAAGACUGUAGCAUCACAACCUUCCAUACCUCAAAAAUUAUUUCUUUACAACUCCAUUGUCACACCAAUAAUUCAAGCUAAAAAAAGUUCUCUUCUUCCCAAACUUUUAUCACCCAUUAAAAAAAAGACCAUUCACACAGAAAUAACUUUAGCUAAAAAAGAUUUUCUUCUUCCCAAAUCUCAUCACCCACUAAAAAAAUAAAAAAAAAAUUGCAAAGAAAAGAAAAAAAAAGUUGCACAAAAAGAAAAGUCUUUGGCACUAUAAAUUGUAUAAUCCUUUUCUUGUUCUUCCGUGCAAGUAAACUCCAAUUUUGAUUUCUUUCCAUUAUAAACAAUCAUUGUCAAAAUUCAUUUUUUCUUAUAAAGUUCCAGCUUUAAUGGCUUCCUUAGCAUCAAUCCCACAAACCCAACUUUUUUCCAAAAAACUCACUAUAAUUUCAAAGCAAAUCAACCAAACCCAUAACUUUUCCUUCAUUAGAAGUCAUAAUUUUGGAUCAAUGGUUUUGGGUAGAGCUGAAAUUACCAAAAUGCCCUUGAAGGCAGCUGUGUCUAGCUCAGCUGAGGUGAAGAAGGGAUUUGUGGAGGAAAUGAGAGCUGUUGCUAUGAAAUUGCAUACAAAAGAGCAAGCUCCUAAAGAGGGACAAAAAGUGGCAAAGGGUCCAGAAGAGAAGUCUCCUGCUAAGUGGGACCCAACUAUUGAAGGGUACUUGAAGUUUCUUGUUGAUAGUAAGUUGGUUUAUGAUACUUUGGAGAUUAUUGUUCAACAAGCUCCUGUUUCUUACUAUGCUGAGUUUAAGGACACGGGAUUGGAACGUUCACAGAGUUUGGAAAAAGAUUUGGAGUGGUUCAAAGAGCAAGGUUAUACUAUCCCGGAGCCAUCUGAUCCCGGUGUCACAUAUUCUAACUAUCUUGAAGAAUUAGCUCAGAAAGAUCCUCAGGCUUUCAUCUGCCAUUUCUAUAAUGUAUACUUUGCCCACUCUGCUGGUGGCCGCAUGAUUGGAAGGAAGGUUUCAGAGAAGAUUUUGAACAAGAAGGAGCUGGAAUUCUACAAAUGGGAUGGUGAACUAUCUCAGUUGCUCCAGAACGUGAGGGAGAAGCUAAAUAUAGUUGCUGAAAGCUGGACAAGAGAAGAAAAGAAUCAUUGUUUGGAAGAAACCGAGAAGUCAUUCAUGUACUCCGGGCAAAUCUUACGUCUCAUAUUCACGUAAAACAUGAAGCUGCCUCGUUGCGAGGUCUUACUGUUGGUUCUCCUGUGAUGCAAAUGCAUCAUCACCUAAAUUCACCUUGUUUAUAUCACUCAAAAGAAAAAAGGAACAAUUUUCUUUGUUAAAUUUGUUUUUCCUUAGAUUCUGUUUGAACUUUGAAUACUCAGGUUGACAAAUGUGAAUAUAUCAAAAUGCAGGUUUCACAAAGCCA
Beta vulgaris subsp. vulgaris (sugar beet) is the source of this 1652-nucleotide messenger RNA. RefSeq names its product heme oxygenase 1, chloroplastic. NCBI's taxonomy places the organism in Eukaryota, Viridiplantae, Streptophyta, Magnoliopsida, Caryophyllales, Amaranthaceae. The record is from RefSeq and is a predicted model, not a curated record. Gene Ontology annotation, molecular function: heme oxygenase (decyclizing) activity. Bases 614 to 1444 code for a protein of 276 amino acids. The transcript is spliced from 4 exons. Gene Ontology annotation, biological process: heme oxidation; phytochromobilin biosynthetic process.